AUGGCCGACACAUCUAGUUCUCCGAGUCACCCAUACGAUGAUUCCUUGGAUCUGCGGGUCGAGGAUUAUCUUGACGACAAGCUUCAGUCAACAACUGAUCUCGACACUCUCGAUGAGCUUCUGGCGAAGGUGGAACUGCAGCAAACCCAACUCCAAUCACAGCUCGAUGAUGCGGCGAAAGAGCUCGAGGAUGUGAAACGCAACGCUAGCAACCGCCAAGAGUCUCUCGCCUCUCAAAUCCGCGAAUUCCAGAGCCUGCAGCAGAGCAUCGAUGUCCGCGUCCGGGUGGCCGCCGAGUCCGACGCACCGAACGAAGCGAUUCAGCGCUUACAAGUACCUAUGAAGAAGCUCCGGGCGGCUGCCCUCCAGCCAUAUACGAAGCUUCGCAAACUUGCUAUCCGACUACGCGAGCUCCAGGAGCCUGCAGAUGACGCAGCAGUACAUCUCGUGACGCACGUUACGAUCGUAACUGACCUACUUUGGGACGAGAUGAAGAAAACCAUGUCUAAGGAGAUGGAAGCGGUGCUGAGCGCUCGAGGCUGGCCGAAUAAAAUCGACCCUGCCCAUGCCGAGAUGGACGACGAGUGGUUGCUUUGUUUCGACAAACUCCUUGAUCUACAGCUUCCGGAACUCUUAUACAGUGAUACCGUGAUACCCCUCCUGCCGAUUGAUGUCAUGUGCGGCCUCUUCGUCUCCGAGUUUCGAUUCCAUUUCCUUAGCGACAAGCCCACCAGCAAUCCACUAAGCAUCAACACACACUGCCUUCCCUGGUUUCUUGCUCUCCUACACAAAUGGGAGGACUUCUUCAGUGAUAAUCUUGGACCGUCCCUGGCUGAGAAAUUCCGCGAUACCGUUGCUGCAGACCGUAUUGUCUACGUUGACCCUAUGUGCGCUCUCAUCACGUCGAUGCUACCCGUAUUGCGGGAAAAGUUGAAGAUUACCAUACGCGAGGCCGUCAAGACCCCAACAUUCCUAAGUAGCCUAGUAGGCCAACUGAUGGACUUUGAUGACAAUAUUCGAUCAAACUUCAAUUAUGAUACCGGUGCACCUGGCGGCUGGGGUGGCCUCACGGCCGAGGUUCUGGAUGAAUGGUUUGAACCGUGGUUCCAAGCUGAGAAACAGUUUGCCUUGGAGCGGUUCCGUGCCAUCAUGGACUCUGCAGACGCUAGAAACAUGGAUUACAAUUACGGCGGUCUAGGCAAGACGAAGCCAACCCAUGGCGCUACUCGGGUUACCGACCUGCUGAGGUCCGUGACCUCACAGUACCGUCGUGUCCCGAAAUUCAAGCACAAGCUACGGUUUUUGAUUGGAAUCCAGCUUGACGUUUUGGACGAGUUCCACGACAGGCUACGCGGCUCACUCGAAGCCUAUGGUGCAAUCAACUCUGCCGUCGGCAGAACUUUACACGGCGUCACAAAGGAGCAGAUCGCCGCUCUUGAGGGAACGGGCCAGCUUGAAACAUUGUGCAAGCUACAGUCAAGGUCUAAGACUUCGGACGAGCAGCGUGUGCUGUCCGGGGAGAUCAGCUACGAGGAGGUCAAGGACAGGACCUCUAGCGCUAUAGGCUCGAAUACGGGUGAUGGUGGCCUAUUUGACGAGACGAUCGCUGCAUAUACGCUUCGGCGCAAGGCCGCGCGCGAUUAUAUCGAAGCAGCCCUUGUUGACUCUCAAAACAAGGCAUUCCGCGCAUACCUUAGUCGGACUCACUGGACCCCUGCAUCAGAAGAUCAUGCUAUAGACCCGAGCCAGCUCACUAUCACAGCCCAGCUCGACGAGCCGCUACGAAUUCUUAAACGCAACCUUGACUUCCUCACUCGGGCGUUGGGGACCGCCCCUUUACGAAGGGUCUGGCGUCACACUCUCGAGAAACUCCAAGACACUCUGUGGUCGGAUAUCCUCACAAGACAGAGCUUUACCGCUCUCGGGGCCGCCCAAUUCACACGUGAUCUAGAUGCGAUCUGCAGCUUGGUCGAGAAAACGAUCCCUGGCAGCUCAUCGGCCCUGGGGAAUGUGCUUGAGGGAACCAAACUGCUUAGUCUCCCUGUAGUGGCCCAAGAGGGUGGACUGACUUUGAAAGAAGCCACUGAUAGAGUGUUCACCGAUAACGCUGCAGCGAAGAGUGUUCUAGAGCAACUGGAUAUCGAACUUCUAUCCCCAGCGAAUGCUCGCCACAUCUUGCAGAAGCGAGUUGAAAAUGUAGAGUAA
Molecule: messenger RNA, 2205 nt
Organism: Parascedosporium putredinis
Lineage: Eukaryota; Fungi; Ascomycota; Sordariomycetes; Microascales; Microascaceae
Source: the annotation of a GenBank genome assembly